AGUAGUCAAUUUGCUUCUUUUGUUUCUCAGGAAAUGUAUAAGGCGGCGAAACGUGUUUGUGUGAUUGGUGCAGGACCCAGUGGAAUGUCCGCUUUAUAUCAAUUUAAGCAAUUGGAAAUGAAGGGACAGGAAAUUCCAGAGAUUGUGUGCUUUGAUAAACAGUCUGAUUGGGGUGGUCUUUGGAAAUACUCUUGGCAAACAGGUGAGAAGCUCGUUGUUGUCCUUUUUUUUUCUUCUUGUUUUCAUAUCCUGAUAACGAAACAGACAACAACACGUUGCUAUUGGUUACCUGGACGUCACGUGACAAGUUACAAUAAAACCUUUCGGUCGCCACGAAAUGUUUACGUCUAUAACCCACAAUACACCAGGGCCCAGUUGUUCGAAGACAGAUUACCGCUUAACCCGGGGUUAAAUUUAACCCGAGUUUCACUCUCUUGUGUUCAAAAGCAUUUUCGCGGAUAAUUUUCUGUGCUAUUUUUAGAGCUUCCAAUCUUCAGCUUGUAGACAAAAAGAAUUAAAACUGAAAUGCUUUUUACGCUUUCAAAUCUGCAUUUAAAUCUCACACUAACCCUGGGUUAUGUUAACCCAGCUUUGAACAACUCGGCCCAGAUAGCUCUUGCACCGGCACGAAAACCGUAUCGGAUAAGGAUAUGGCUUCGGUUCAUACAUAUGAAGACAGAACGGUUAUUUUGGCGCGAUUUCUGCAGCGAAGUGAAGCUGCGCCGCGUUUAUCUCAAAAUUGGAGUGUUGCAUAUGGGAUAGGUUCUGUGCUACACUUUGGUACAGUUUGAACAGGUAUUAACUGUAGUGCAUGAAAAGGAACGAGGACUUGAAACCACUGAGACGGCACGGAUAUUCAGUCAUUCUCGGUUUCCCAGGGAAAGUCAUUCGGGUCGGGAAAACUGGAGGUGGUGGAUGUUUUCAAGAACGGGCGAGAGAGCCUCUGGGAUGCUACUCUUAACAAACCAGUUCCACAACUCAUUCGAAUACUUGUCUCUGAUUGGGCUCAAAAAAUAUUUUUGUGCUCAAUCGGAGGCCAGCAUCCAUCGCGCUGCUUUCGUGAUCUUCUUAUACGAAGCCUCCUUUUUUCGAGGAAGUGGCCCCAAUAAACUUUCCGCUCUUUAUCUACAGAUCAUAGGAAAAAACUAUCGCUUUAGUAAAAAGUUUCAUAGUAUCCAUUUAAAACAGGACAACAUUACAGAGUGCGUGAUACAUUUGGUAAGGAUUUCUAAAUCUUGCGUCUCUUAAAAGUUACAGGGAAAGAGUUUACGACAGUGGAUCAUGGCGUCGUCGAGUCAAUCUUUCAAUGGUGUCUCCUGAUUUGGUUGACAGUCUAUUCACCUUGUAAAUUAGCAAUUUUAUCAUUUAGCUCCUAAUUUUCUUCCUCUGAUUGUUUUGUUGAUAUCGCGAAAGGACUCUAUACAACGAUGUUUUCAAUAGCUUGAGAAAACAGUGGACAGUUUGCGACGCAACCACUGGUUUUCCCGCGAAAUGACGUCUGAGGAACGAGCGCAGAAAUUCCAUACUGAUGACGAGUCACUCACCAGAUCAGGGCAAUACUUCUGAUUGGUAACUUGCUUCAACCUGAAUCAAAUGCACCAUGGGUAGUGAUACGUCAUCAGGGAAGAAGUUUUUGCGCUCGUUUCUCGGACGACAUUUCUCGAGGAAACCAGUACUGGCGUCGGGAAAUGUGCUUCUCGCAGACCAGUAGUUGACCAGCAUAAUCCCUAACAGAACAGAACUACGUACCACAUAUACCUAAGAAUUCUUAGGUUACUUCUGUUAUGGAAUAACCAUCGACUGACUUCGCUUACAGGCACUGAUGAAUACGGGGAACCUGUGCAUGGAAGUAUGUAUCAAGGACUUUGGACAAAUGGACCCAAGGAAGCUUAUGAACUUCCAGAUUACACCUGGAAAGAGCAUUUUGGAAAACCUGUUCCAUCGUACCCACCUAGGGAAAUUAUUUACGAUUAUCUGCAAAGUAAGUAUCUGAUUGUUUGAAAGUCAAUUCUGGUUUAGCGGAUGUCAGCAAGUGACAUGAAUGGGCGAAACUAUUUAGGUAAAAAAUGAUGGUACCUAUAGCUAAUCUCAUACCCAGAUCUCCUUGGCCGUGGGAGAUGAAGUAUUUCCCCUUUUAAUAUGCCUUGACGCUAACAAAUUUGUAUUCUUAAGAAGUGCCUUUCUUCUCACAGAGAUGGUUUGCCUCAAAAUUUGAUCAAAAUCACGCCCCAAAAUUGCAAAAAGGCCAGCGCAACGCACCGGUAACGCGGAGGUCACGGGUUCGAAUCCCGUUGAAGCUCUGAUUUGUUUCAGGCUUCUUCUUUCCAAUUGCUCAAAUUAGAAAUAAUUUACUGCGAUGAUCAUUCUUCACUUUCAUCUACAACCGCAGUUCAAAAAUGAAUUAUUUCAUAUAUACUUCACAUCAAGGUCACUUCCUGUUGACGUUCGUCGCUCAAAAACGUCGUUGCUUUAGCUCCCUAUUUCGCCAGAAAACCGGUGGUGGCUUCGCCAAAUGUCGACGGUUGUCUCAGACUAUAGUACUUACAGCCCAUAAAUCAACGUUUGUUGCAGCUGCCAACAAUUACGAAUAAGAAACUUUAAUUCGAAAGCCUUCCAGGACAAACUAUAAACAAUCGUUGCUCCUGUAUGACUUCUUUUGGGCAUCCAUCACUCUUCGCAUGAAAACAAAUGCAAACUGAGUGGCAGGACAAGAAAGUAGCCUGUUCCAUCGUUUACCACCGGUGCUAAAAGAGCGGGGGAAUGGAUACAAGUGCUAAGAAUCGAUUGAAUCAAGUAAUUAAGUUUUUCUUCCGGAGGGGACAUGUAAACAUUGUUACAUACCUGUAGUACGCUUUUGAAAUUCUUUAAUAUGGCUUUUUGAGCGAGCCUUUCAAACAUGCUCAAAUUUUGUAUUUUGAGGGAAGACUGCAUCAAUGGGGGUUCCUGGGUAAAUGACAACCUACCCUUCCCUUAAGUCACAAUUUUGCCCUGAGUGAGAGGUAGGUGGUCGGUUUCCGGGGAAACGGUAAUUCGGGAAGACUUUAUGCAAUCGCGUUAUGCUCCAUGUAUGCUCCGUAAAUUACGUCUGCAACGCAGGCUAAAAUUGCGACAGCAAGCUCCUUUCUACAAACUACGAGGUUUAUCGACCCCUUUCGCGGAUCUAGGAUUUAUUAGAAGGGGAUUAAGGUGGCUCCGUGAUUAACACAAGAGCAUUUAGCUGUGACAAAUUUUCCGUCAUAACUUUUUCGAUUUUAACGCGAUGGCUGCCAAACAUUGCAAUUAACAACAGAUAUCAUUCGGCAAUAAUACGAAAUAUUCCGAUUUCAUUGAUGGUAAAUAUUUCUUGAGAAAUUAGCGCUUAAAAGGACCCUACUGUUCAAAGAAAAUCGCGUCUAGUAAAAAAUUUUGCUGAUAUUUUUUACUGAAAUUUCUGGUAUCGGCUUCAAUUGAUAUAAUAAAUAUGCCAGAGGAAUUUCAGAAAAAUCGUUGGAGCAGAAGUCCGUAACUAAAAGUCGGUCAAAAUUCAGCUGUGAAAUUGUUUUGGAAUUUCAAAAAUAAAUUACUAUCAGGAAGAAGGAGACACCAGUUUCAAUUUUCGGGACAAGCAACUUCAGUGUGUUUGCUAAUUCUGAAAACAGAAGCCGAUUGCCUAUCGUGCUAUUCUUUAGAAGGUACUUUUCAGUUUUAGAAGCACUAUAAAUUGCUCCAAACUUUGCUCUGACAUCGAAUGACUUGUUCCUCGACGUUUUUAAAAUAUCCCUUGGCAGUUUUGGUUCAAACUCCUGCUACAUACAUUUUGAUGUAUUGCAAAGCAUCCCCAACGGCUUUUCCUGCUUUACGUUGUUUCCAAUUCAGGAAAAAGGUAUUGGGAUUGUAAGCUACCUAGUAUCGAAGCUCAGAUAGAACUGUCCAGCACCUUUGUUUAUGACCAGAAAAUGAGCACGAGCGGCAGCUCUGCGAGGAAUUCGCACCACAGCCAGGGGGGACGAGUGACAAUGAUGCCCAUGUCUGUGAACCGAUCUGUAUAAACAUGUAUUGCAGAGCAAAACAUAAUAAUCAAGAAAAAAAUACCCAUUCAUUGAAGGAAGGAGUGACAAAAAUUUCAGAGUUGUAAAUUUAUUCACGGGCAGUAUUUUUGCGAUAAUUUUAUUCUGCACUGUGAUGUUAUUUGGUUCACAAUCAUGGUCAUCAUUGUCGUUCGUCCCCCCUGGGUGAGGUGCGAAUUCCACGCAGAACUGUCGCUCGUGCUCAUUUUGUAGUCAUAAACAAAGGUGCUGGACAGUUCUUUCUGAGCUCUGAUACGAGGUAGCGUCCAAUCUCAAUACUUUUUUCCUGAGUUGGAGGCAACGAACGGCAGUAAAAGUCGUUGAAAAUGCAUGGCAAUACAUCAAAAUGUAUGCAGCAGGAGUUUGAGCCAAAACUGCCAAGGGAUAUUUUAAAACUGUCGAGGAACAAGUCAUUCUACUUCAGAGCAAGGUUUGGGGCAAUUUAUUGUUCUUCUAAAACUAAAAAGUACCUUUCAAAGAAUAGCACGAUAGGCAAUCGGCUUCUGUUUUAAGAAUUAGCAAGCGUUGAAUUUAAAAAUUUUUGAAAAUUCAAACUGGUGGCUCCUUCUACCUGAUAGUAAUUUAUUUUUGAAAUUCCAAAACAAUUUCACAGCUGAAUUUUGACCGACUUUUAGUUACGGACUUCUCUUCCAACGAUUUUUCUGAAAUUCCUCUGGCAUAUUUAUUAUAUCAAUUAAAGCCGAUACCAGAAAUUUCAGUAAAAAAUAUCAGCAAAAUUUUUUACUAGACGCGAUUUUCUUUGAACAGUAGGGUCCUUUUAAGCGCUAAUUUCUCAAGAAAUAUUUAUCAUCAGUGAAAUCGGAAUAUUUUGUGUUAUUGCCGAAUGAUAUCUGUUGUUGUUUGCCAAGUUUCGCAGCCAUCGCGUUAAAAACCAAAAAGUUAUGACGGAAAAUUUGUCACAGUUAAAUGCUCAUGUAUUAAUUACGGAGCCACCUUAAAAGAAGCUAACACCAAAGGGGGGAGUUUCUAAGGUGGGCUAAAAGUAUAAAAAUGAAGUUCUCAGCAUUCUUACAAACAACAAGCUUCAUUAAUUGUAAAAAUCCAGGUGAUUUUUAUGGCCUCAAAUCUUUCGUUACAAACUUUCACUUCCACAGGUCGUUGGUCUAAAAACGAUCUUCGCCCUUGGAUUCGCUUCAGUCAUGUUGUACGUCAAGUAACCUACAACGAUUCUACCAACGACUUCACUGUAGUCGUCAAAGAUCUUUCAGAAGACAAGGUCCUUCCGGCUGAGAGAUUUGACUACGUCAUUGUAGCAAGUGGGCACUUCUCUGUUCCAAAAAUGCCUUCCUUUCCUGGAAUUGACCAAUUUCCGGGUCGAGUUAUUCACUCACACAGCUUCAGAAAUGCCUCUCACUUCAAAGGCAAACGAGUUCUUGUCAUUGGUUCCAGCUACUCAGCAGAAGACAUCGCUCUCCAGUGUCUUAAGUACGGCGCUGAAAAUAUCAUCUGCUGUUGGCGAACUCGACCGAUGGGUUUCAAAUGGCCCCCGCGGAUAACAGAAAAACCAAUGCUGACCUUGAUAGAAGAAAGUACAGUCCACUUUAAGGAUGGUAGCACGGCAGAGGUUGAUGACAUCAUACUCUGCACAGGCUACCAUUACUCAUUGCCUUUUAUGGAAGAAAGCUUGCGCCUGAAGACCGACAAUAAUUUGUACCCUGAGGGACUCUACAAAUCGAUUCUCUGGACCAGAGGUGGAAAUAAUAAAGUUCUAUACAUAGGAAUGCAGGAUCAGUCCUACACCUUCCCUAUGUUUGAUGUACAAGCAAAGUGGGUGGUAAAUUACAUCAUGGGGGAACUAAAGCUUCCUGGCAAAGAAGAGAUGGAAACUGACAGCAGAAGCUGGAUAACAAGGUAA
Porites lobata is the source of this 5922-nucleotide messenger RNA. The record is from the annotation of a GenBank genome assembly. NCBI's taxonomy places the organism in Eukaryota, Metazoa, Cnidaria, Anthozoa, Scleractinia, Poritidae.